UGGCGUCACCACGCACGGGCGUGACGUCACCGCGUAUUGUGUGACGCCACGGCGCACGCCCAGGCCUGGCCGCUCCCAUCCGUGCGAGCGUGAGAGGACCCUGGCUGUGGGAGUGGUCCCCGCUCGCCCCUCAGAGCGUACGGCGCGGGUGCAGCAGCGACUAACGGCUUGCCUCUGUAGCGGCCUCGUCACAGCGGGGUGGCGGGGGAGAUUCGGGGCGACGUCCGGCCAAGUUUAGUCUCUCGGGAAGCUGAAGGUUUCGCUGUGAUCGCGGUGUCCCGAGCUGCGUGUGUUCUCGGCAGGCGCGGCCGCCUCCAUUAAGGCUGCCUUCACCCGAGCCGCUCACGGCGCCCCGAUUGAGCUUUCGUUUUUAAUUUCCCCUUAAAGCUAAAAUAAAAGGUUUCCCGCGAGGUGUUUGUCGCGCAGGGAUGAGCAGUGGGGUCUGGAGGCGGUAGAGGGAGCGAGGAAGGCGCUUGAGAAUGGCUUCCGACGAAUCGUCCUUACGGGCUCUGGAAAACAUCAUGACUGAAUUUUUUCACAAUUCUACCACGAAUGAAAGGAAAAGAGAGAUAGAGGAGCUGCUCAAUAACUUUGCACAACAGACCGGAGCAUGGCGGCACUGCUUCUACUUCCUGUCCAACACUCGGAACGAGUACGUCAUGAUGUACAGUCUCACCGUGUUUGAGAAUCUCAUCAACAAGCUCUGGUUGGGCAUCCCGUCGCAAGAAAAGAUAGAAAUACGCAGCUCCCUACCAAAGUUGCUGCUUGCGCAGCACAAAGGCAUGCCCACCUUCAUCCGCAACAAGCUGGCCAAGGUGAUCGUGGAUAUCGGGCGGCAGGACUGGCCAAUGUUCUACCACGACUUCUUUUCCAACAUCUUGCAGUUGAUCCAGCAGCCAGAAAUGGUGUCGCUCGGCCUCAUGAUGCUGAAAACCACGUCAGAGGAGCUGGCAUGUCCGCGGGAAGACCUCAGCGUGGCGCGGAAGGAAGAGCUGAGGAGGAUGUUGCUUGACCAAGUUCCCACCGUGCUUAAUCUGCUGUCUGGUAUUCUGGAGAUCAUCUGGGAUAAGAACACAGCAGAUGAUGCUGCCCCUCCCCCAUCACCAUUCACUGUGAGCAUGGGCGAGCUGCUGGGCAGCCUGUUCAGCAUGGCGGACGGCGCGCGCUUCUUCAGCCAGCCCAUUCCGCGGCUCGACCGCGAGAGCGAGCACGUGUGCUCGCUGGCGCUCGAGUGCCUGGCGCACCUCUUCAGCUGGAUCCCGCUGUCGGCGAGCAUCACGCCGCACCUCCUCGCCACCAUCUUCCACUUUGCCCGCUUCGGCUGCGACGCCAUCGUGCCCACGGUGACGGGCGGAGACGCCCCCAACGGCGGCUCGCACCGGCAGGGCAACCGAGAUCAGCCCGAGCCAAAAGCCUCGCUGUCCCUGGGUGUCCUGGCCAUGUCCUGCAUCAACGAGCUUAUGUCCAAAAACUGCGUGCCGGCUGAGUUCGAGGAGUACCUUUUCCGCAUGUUCCAGCACACCUUCUACCUGCUGCAGAAGAUCACCAAGGACAAUAAGGCGUGCGGCGUCCGUGCUCGGCUCGACGCCUUGGACGAGAGCUACCUGGAGAAGUUUACAGAUUUUUUGAGGCUCUUUGUGAGCGUGCACCUCCGGAGAAUCGAGUCCAAUUACCGCUUCCCAGUCGUAGAGUUCCUGUCUCUCCUUUUCAGAUAUACAUUCAACCAGCCCACGCAUGAAGGUUAUUUUGCUUGCUUGGACAUUUGGUCAGUCUUCCUGGACUACCUUAGUGGAAAGAUCCGGAGUAGAAUGGCCGAUAAAAAAGGUGUUCUUGAAAGGUACAAGGAUGCGUUGGUUGCGCUGAACGCCGAAGUCUUGCGUCGAAUGCAGUUCCGUUACAACCAGGCACAGCUGGAGGAACUCGAUGACGAAACGUUGGAUGACGACAAUAAGACUGAAUGGCAGCACUUCUUACACCAGAGUCUGGAAGUGGUCGCCAAAGUGGCAGAACUCUUACCAGCUCACGCCUUCAGUACCUUGUCACCUAUACUUCAAGAGGAUCUUGAGAUAUAUCUGGGACUGCAGCAGUUCAUCGUGCAUUCCGGAGCAGGCGGCAGGCUAAACAUCACGGCGGAGAACGACUGCCGGCGGCUGCACUGCUCACUGCGCGACCUCAGCUCACUGCUGCAGGCCGUGGGCCGCCUGGCGGAGCAUUUCAUCGGGGACGUGUUUAACGAGAGGGUCAGCGACGCGCUCUCUAUCGUGGAAAGGCUGGUGGAAAUGACUUUGUACGGAACACAGACCAAGUUGUUUGCCAUAGAGACUGCGGCACCAUCUGUCCUUAAACCAGACCUCAUUGACGUGCAUGCUCAGUCGCUCGCUGCACUGCAGGCUUACAGCCACUGGCUGGCCCAGUUUGGCACGGAGCUCCGGCGGCAAGGGCAGGACCAGAAGCAGUUUGUGUCUCUCGUCUCCACCGCCAUGCUGGCCGUCGCUCCUCUGCUGGAAAACAAGGUUCCUGAGAAAAUCCUCCUGUCGUCUGCGCAUCUGCUGGUGUCCAUCGCGUCGACCGUGCGACCCCCGUUCCUCGCCACUUUGCCCACCGUUCAGAAAAUGUUUGCCAAAGUGUCGGAUGGCUCGGUGUACCAUCUGAACGCUGAGGCGCAAGUGCUGGUGUGCCGAGCGCUGGUGAGUGCACUGCUGCUGCCUUGGCCCAGCCUCGGCGAUGGGGAGCAGCAGUGGGUUGUGCGCUCUUCCAACUUCUGCGGUCUGAUUCAGACGCUCACGCAGCAGUACCGCGCACUCAAGAACAGCCUGCAACAGGACAAACUUUUGCUGGAGCCAGCCAAGCCGGUUGUGCGGCGGACACUAGCGAUUCUGCGGGACGUGGUGGAGAGCAUAUCGGAGGAGGUGACCAAAUCUCGGCAGAUUUGUCACCAAGCCAUUCAGGAGUCGGUGCAGGUCACCCUUGUGCUCUUCCCGCUCUUCAUCAGCCAGCCAGAUGUGACGGAUGAUAUAUUGACAUUUUUCCUGAGCCUCUUCCAAGGGCUCAAGGUGCAAAUUGGAGUGCCCUUCACAGAACAAACCAUCCAGACCUUUCUCAACAUGUUUACACGGGAUCAGCUGGCCGACAGCAUCCUGCACGACGGGAGCGCAGGCUGCUGUGUGGUGGAGAAGUUCCUCAAGAUCCUACAGCUGGUGGCCCAGGAGCCUGGCGCUGCCUUCAAGGCCUUCCUGCCCAGCAUUAUCUCACUCUGCAUGGAUCAGCUGUACCCUAUUGUGGCUGCGCGCUCGUCGCCGGACAUCAAGGCCGAGCUGUUUGAGCUGCUGUUCGAGCUGCUGCACCACAACUGGCGCCACUUCUUCAAGACGGCCGUGCUCGCCACCAUUCAGAGGGGCGGCCACGAGGAAUCCAUGGAAAACCAGGGACAAUUUGUGGCCAUCAUGCAGGCGUUUGGGCAAUCCUUCUUACAGCCUGACAUCCACAUCUUUAAGCAGAACCUGGCCGCCCUGGAAAGCCUCAACGCCAAACAUAAACUAUACCAUAAGACGAUAUUCCGCACGUCGAUGCUCUUCCAGUUCCUGCACGUGCUGCUGCAGGUGCUCCUGCACCGCUCGCACGACCUGCUGCAGGAUGAGAUCGCCGUGGCGCUCUACAACAUGGCCUCGGUCGACUUUGACGGCUUCUACGCCUCUUUCUUGCCACACUUUCUGGAGACGUGCGACGGCGUGGACAUGGCACAGAAGGGCACGCUCGCUGGGAACUUCAAGAUGGACAGGGAUUUGCCAUCAUUCACGCAAUGCGUACACAGGUUUGUCAACGACCUUCGCUACUACAGGCUGUGCAAUAGUAGCUUGCCUGCUGGAACCGUCAAGUUUUAAUGCCGAGGGGGGAGGAUGAAAACUUAGAAGUAUCGUCCAAACAAUGUGUUUGAAUUGAAGCGCAGAAUAAGCCACAAGCAGCAGUCCUGCUAUUAACUGAACGUCAUCCAGCAACACCCACGAGGGUGCAGCUCUUAAAUGCCCCUCCUCCCCUGCAUGUGACUGCAGGUGAGACACUCGUCAAUGUAUUUUGAAAUUUAAUUAAAAAAAACAUGGUAAGAACAAUGAAAACGGAAAGCGGCAGAGAAAUAUUUGGGGCGACAGAUUUUUUUUUCGUGAUGGGAAACGUGCCGUUUUGUGAUGGACAGUGGCCCGUCUUUGAUCAUCGGUAGCAGAAAAGUUGCCAAGUCUGAACUGCCAAGCGUGGAGGAAGAAACUGGCAGUGUUAGAGGAAGAGGCAAGGGCUGCUCAUGGCCGGUUUUCUUCGGCUGUCGUUUUCCUCGUGUUGCCGCUGCGCAAGUGAAGAGGGGAGGAGGUUGCACGCGAAACCGCUGAGAACGUGUCGCUUUCUCAUGGUGUGCUGCGGGCCGUACCAAGCUGUAGACACCGUGUAUGCCAACUGAGCCGCCACCGUUGGAAUUCAGCCUUCUAAUGUUCACGAUGGUCGACGUUAUAAAAAGAAGUUCUACAGAAAAAUACGGCAGUGAAUUGCUAUCAUUCCUUAUUUUCUGCGUUUAUAAACGGUUUGCUGAAUCAAGAACUUGUGAUCGCUUACGUUCAUGGUGGGAGACCAGUGUUAUGAAGACCUGUAUCAAAACUUGAUUAAUUCUCGCUUUGUUUUGUAAAACUAAAACCCCAUUCCAGGUCGUGUGUGCCUAUCACGCAUUAGCAUAUGUAAAUGAGUUUGACAGUGUUGGGUUGCUGGAGAUAUGAAAAAAAUAAAAUCCCUUUUAAUAACUUGAGGAAAAAUUAUUAAAAAAAGUAAAAAAAAAAUUUGGAGGGAAAUCUUCACAAUGUGAAAACAAAAUGUGAGUGAGCAGUGUGACAUGAAAAUGGCCUCAUUUUUCGAUAAUUCAGUUUAGCAAAUAAUUGUAUGGACUUGCUACUGCGAUGAGUGGAAAAUUUUACAAAAGCAGUUCACCUGACAAUUUGAAGUUGCAAACUGGGGCCAUUGUUUAUUUUUUUGUAAAAUUAGCGCCGUUUGCUUAUUUCUUUUUUAUUACGUCUACUGGGUCCAACAAACAUUAUCUUGAUUGUGAUGCAAUUUGUGUUUGAGAGGAAUUGUAUACGUGUUCACUUUUGUUCAGCACUUGUACACAAGGCACCAAACAGCACUGAAAUGAUGCACGAGGAUAUGCAGCUGUUGGCGGAAACGAUGUUGGUGUUGUGCAAACACGCUUUGCUUUGAGCUCAGAUUCCCAACUGUUCCCCCCCAGUGUGCCAUGCCAGGGGCCAUCGGUUAUUUUGCGCGCACACGUCCAAGUAAGAAGCGACCGUAUUGUGCGCAGGUAUUUAUAAAGCCGGGAGGAGCCAUAAGAACUUUGUGCCGAUUUCUGUUGGGAAGUACUGUACGGCCACUGCACUUCCUUGCAGAAAUCCAGGAGAGUUGGUGCAGAGAGGGGGGGGCGGUGCGUGCUUCACGAGGCUCAGGCUUGUUCUCUCAUUUUAGCUUUAACGUCGUCAUUUGUGUCUGUGCGCAGAGGGCCAAAAUGAGAACGUGAAUUAAAACGCGAGGUCCCUUUUUCAGUUGAGCUUUUGUUUCUCUCCCAUUAAUCAAUUCUUAAAGAUAAUGCAACUUUCCUUGGAUUUGACAGCAAGAGGCAGCCAGUCUAAAGCAUCUUGGUGUAUCCGUUUAAUACCAGACCACCUAUACGAUGAUCACUUGUGUUUUUUACUUAAGCCAAGAGAAGCCGUUUGAAUGUGUUUUUGGAUUCUAUUUUGAUUUCUUUAAAAAAAAGAGCACGGUCUCCAUGGUAAACCAUAUAUUUAGAGUAGUGUCUUACGCUUGCUAUGUCACUUAACGUAUAAUACGUGUACAUUCUGCAUAUUUUAUUGUGACUCGAUCGCAACAUUUUGCAGCGUAAUACGUAGCUGGGCAAUAAUUUAAAUUAUUAAGUUCUGUAAUAAAAUUGUUGUUAUUGUGAGGCCAAAAUGCCACGAGAAAUAUAAGACUGGUGCAAAAAACACGGGAGUACGGAGCAGUGAACGGAAAGGGCGCAUCGUCAACGCUCAAUGUCUUGGUCAAUCAAGCCGCCCCCUACCCUCCCCCCCCCCGGCGUAUUAUCAGGUAAUGAGUUGCUGUGGGGAAAUUCUUGUAAUACAAGGUGAUCCAUUUAUAGAUUCGAUUAUAAUAAAACAUGGUAUAAAUAAAAAAUUGAGAUGGUAGGGGCGUGCAAAGGAUGAGGAAUGGCUGACCACAAUCGGGGGUGGAGUAGUGGGGGUUGGGAAAGGGGAGGGAAGAGAAUGGAGAACAGGUUAAGUUUUGAGAGAGGAAUGGAUGAGGGAGGUUAAGGACUGCUUAUGUGUAGACUGUGAAAUCAAUGUUCUAUAUAUCUCACUAUUUUAGUGGGAUAGCUGUAAAUGGAUCCCCCCUGUGUUAGGGGGCUGUGGAAUGGCUUGCCGGCUAUGCUUGGAAGACGCCUCCCGGUUUGUUCCACUUGAAUCUCGAUUGCGUUGUAUCUAAGUGACAAGAGGCCAAUCAGGUGCGGGAAAUAUGAGUGUUCAAUCGGAUGAAAAUUGUACAUGAAACAAGUGCUCGUGUUUAAUAAAACUCACCACUUUCGGAUAUUUAGUUUUUUUUUCACGAGUGCUAGACUCACAAUCAGAAGGUUAUUAGUUCACAUCCCAAUCGGAAGUCAACCACCUUAUUCAUCCUGGGGUCAAGGAAAUGUGUGUACCAUUGUGGCAGGUCAGCUGUGGUCAUUAUAUGGAUGUACUGGCUACGUUAAUGUGGACUUUCCACCUGUGAUGCAGAAUGCCAAUGGAAAUGGCAGGGAGGAUCUGACUUUCACUUGGUAUUUAAAAGGCGUAUGAAUGGGGAAAAAAAUAUCCCCAUUCAAACCAUAAAAUGUUUUACGAUGUCAGGAUUAAAAUACUAAAUUAUAUUUGGUCUGUUCACUUAGUUGGUUGAGCAGAUUCCAUUUCCUUAGAUGCAAUUGGCCAAAUGCAAGUCAGCAUUUUUAAUCUGCUCAUUUUAAUCCCCAGUAUUCCCCGAGACAAUUGUCGCAUUAAUUGGCUUGGGCACUUCGCACAGUGUUGUGCACGUGCAGCAAUAACAGUGGUUGAUGUCACUUCGGAGCAAAUCACGGGGCUGUACGGAAGACUCUUGCAGUUGUGCGUGAGGAUGUCUGUUGAUGUGGCUUUUCGAAACCGAUUGAAUGUGCCAACAUGACUAAACAUAUCCUAAAUUCUACUGCAGAUCGUUUGACAAACAUGCAUUUGGCUGAAUGGGUCAUCACAAAGUGCUCCAUGGUUUCGGGUGAAGUAAAACGAGAAAUAUAAUUCGAGUUAUGCCAGCUGUUGAGCUCGCAUGUCAGGAAAUACAUGACAGCGUCCCCGAGGUUGGUGGAAAAUGCCCGCAGUGCCCUACCAGAUGUGUCCCAUGAAUCUACGAGGCUGUGUAGCCAGUUCACUGUUUGUUGAGACGACGAACAAUGUGGAACACGAGUCAAGGUUGCUGACAUGUUGCAGGAUACACCAUUGCAAAUCACAACGCGUGAAGAAACGCGUGCAUUCGCGCGGCAAACAGUUCUGAGAACAAGCUCGCAAAAUAAGUUAUCCUGAUAUUAAAGUGCCGUCUUCAUAUGCCAUGGUAAUUACAGUGCUUUUGUUCAAAGAGCUUACGAUGUAAGGUAGAAAAAAAAUGAGUUAUCGGAAUGUACAGCUCUGUAAUCGCGUGCGUAAGUUUCACGGCAUAACGGGGCAAACAAUCUGGCCCUGACAAUGGUAACGCAGCCUGCAUUCACAUUCAUGUUUUGACUCUUGGUUUUUUAUGUUGGGUUUGUGAUUGGUGUUGGGAAUAAUUCCCCUGGCCUCAAGGCUGCACAGCAGCGUCUAUUUCUCUUGCUCGGAUAUCCACUGCUCCAUCGCAUUGACCGCAAUCGCUCGUUGCUGCAAAUGCUCGGCUGUGUCUGAAAAUCAGAAGACAUGUCCCUCGAGUGCUGGACAUUUGCAUCUCACGUCUUAAUGUUGUGAAAUACCUAAGGUACUAACACAAUAGUUCUGUGAAUAUUUUGUAAUAUGAGGUUAAGUUUGAGUUUUCCAAAUGUCUGUGUGCCAUUUAAGCAAGUUCUUUUUUUAAGCAUGCUCCUCGCAAUUAAAAUAAAAGUACAGAUAAAAAAA
Molecule: messenger RNA, 8162 nt
Organism: Petromyzon marinus (sea lamprey)
Lineage: Eukaryota; Metazoa; Chordata; Hyperoartia; Petromyzontiformes; Petromyzontidae
Gene: XPO6
Product: exportin 6
Biological process (GO): protein export from nucleus
Molecular function (GO): nuclear export signal receptor activity; small GTPase binding
Source: RefSeq, a predicted model, not a curated record